Molecule: messenger RNA, 5763 nt
Organism: Penicillium coprophilum
Lineage: Eukaryota; Fungi; Ascomycota; Eurotiomycetes; Eurotiales; Aspergillaceae
Gene: sec16
Product: COPII coat assembly protein SEC16
Exons: 5
Coding region: 1-5763 (1920 amino acids)
Biological process (GO): autophagy; COPII vesicle coat assembly; Golgi organization
Cellular component (GO): ER to Golgi transport vesicle membrane; endoplasmic reticulum exit site
Source: RefSeq, a predicted model, not a curated record
AUGGCGCACCAAGCGACCGACAAUGACUCGGAGUCGUGGAAUCCGGCAUCACGGCCCGAGAACAAUCACACUCCUGUUAUCAUGAGCUCGGACGAGGGUGGAUCGGGUGAGCCGAUUGCGGCGAAUGAACCAAAGGACCUCGCGGACGCUAUAUCUACACAAAGUGAGGAUUUCUCUGCAUGGGAUAUAACCGAUGAGGUAGACGCGAAUCAGCCUCAACACACGAGCUUGGACACGCGAGCGAACAAUGCAUCACCAGCGGUAGACCAGGCGGUUUGCCCAGACAUUGAUUCCGUUGAUAAGAUCAGCCAAAUCCCCGAAGAGCCGAUCGAGGAGGCUCAUAUACCUAUCGCGCCAUCUAUCGAGACUACAGAUACCGUCCCCAAGCCGUCCCUGCGAGAGACUCAGGCCGCGCAGCCAGUUCAGAACGAACCAGCUCCAGUCCAGUCCGAUGUGGGGUGUAGUCUUAGUUUUCCGGUUACUAUAGACAGCGCUGCUUCCGCUGUCCCACGUGAACAAGGAGCCCCCUCUGAGUCGGCAUUUUUGAAAGAGACUAUACCAUCCGAGGAAGAACAAACAAUAGCACCCGAAGCCACCUUGGACACUUCUCAACAUGAAUAUACCACUCAGUCCGCCCCUACCGAAGUACACUUUCCACAAGAAGACGAGGUGAAUGCCGAUACGGAGGAUCCUUGGGUUAACUUUGAGAAGGACAUUGGCAAUACUCUGCCCUCCGCCGAAGAGGCUCUACCUCCUAGCAAAACUUCCCAUACUACCCUAGAGAUUCCCUCAACAUCUACUCAAACCCAAGACAGCGAUGAGCCGAAGUUAGUUGAAGAGGAUGUACGUCCAUCGCCUGAGGAAACGGCAUCUACGGGUGCGACAUUUGACGAGGAGAGUACUGGUGUUUUCAACUCCACCGAAGAGGCUAUCACUCCGACUGAGAAUGAGCAACUUGAUCCCGUGUCUCGCUCGGGAAAGGUGGAAUCCGAUAAUACCCCUCCUAUUGGAGAGGCCUCUGCACCGACCGACGACGGUCAUCUAAAUCAGACCGCAGCCAAGGUGGAUACAACAACUCAAGAUCAACCUUUCUGGGAAAAUGAGCCGAGUGGCGAAGUGGACUCUGACGAGGACGACUUCUUUAACCAACUCAACACCCAGACUAAGCCUAUCUUUGCGGAAGCCGAGUCCAGGUUCGAGGAAGGCGUUCCGUUGUUAGAUGAAUCUACACCGGCUUCGCCUCAGUACCAACAGAAGGAAGAGAAAUCUAUCGACAGUGUGUUUUCCAAUGAUGCGGACGACGCAGAUGGCUUCUUCAGCUCUACUCCACAGCCAGAGGGAAAGAAUGAAGAUGACGAGUUCUUCGGCUCUUCCACAAAGGAAGAGAGUGAAAAUCAUCCCGCCGUUCAUCUUACCCCAAAGAGCACGUCUCAGACCUUGAAAUCGGCUGGAUUUCCGCUUGACUCCCCUGUAAGCGACACUUCGGCUGCAGCGCAGUUCGAUGAUGCCCUGAAGGCGGCGUCGCGGCAACCCCAGACAACAGCCGAUCCCUCGGAAGAAGAGCUAGCGGCAAGGUGGGAGGCUGAGCUAGGUGAUUCACCAGAUGAUGAUCUGGCUGCUCGCUGGGAGGCGGCAUUGGAUGACGACGAUUUACUGCUGGAGACCGAAGUUGCUCAGCCUGUCCCUGCACAGGAUGACAUUCGUCAAACCCCCGUCCAACCUACCCACAAUGGUGUGUCGGCUGGUUUGAAUAGGUGUUUCUCUACCCGGGACUGCGCCGCCAGCCACCGCUGCGAUGUCAUCCUACUUCUCGCAGCCACCGCAAAACCCCGUCGCAACCAGGGGGAGAGUUUUGCUGAGCGAUCAAAAGAGGGUUACAAAUCGCCUUAUGACCUUCCAGAUGAUAUCCGACCGCGAAAGCCGGUCGUUGCCCAAAAGCCUAUCCCUCCAGCAGUAACCAGUAUGCCUCCACCUCCUCCCCCAGGUGCUUCUGGCGUACCGAUUACUGCUGCAGCUGGCUUCCCAGCUCCGGCACCUCCCACCCCAGCUGUUGCUGCUCCCCCUGCGCCCAAGAAUUUCUACGAAGAACUUCCUCUGGCGCCACCACGGUCCAGACCUGCCAGCUCAGGUCGAUACACCCCUAAUCCACAGGCGGCGCCGACCAUGAUCGGGUCACCCCUUUCUUCCCAGAGUCAAUAUGGUGUUGCCUCCCCACCGGCCCCACAGCCUGUCGGGGUCCCAAUCCAGUCCACACUUCGGCCACCUGAACAGUUGGAUCCGUAUGCUAGCCUAGCGUCGAGCGCCCCGGCCGGACCUCCUGCCGUAGCAAGGUACUCUCCUCAACCUCCUGGCCCGCAAGGACCCUCGAAGCCACCUUCAUUGCCGAGAUAUUCCCCUGCACCCCCUCCCAUCUCUUCGGGUCGCAGUCGUUAUGCCUCACAGCCACUCAAUGUUCCCGGCCAAACUUUGCCUUUCCAGCCCCGGACGUCAAGUCCGCUUGCACACCAUGAAAAGGUUUCUUACCAACCCGAUCCAUCACACAAGCCACCAUCUCUUGAGCCUGCGAUCAACCUUUCCCCACCGCACGUGCAAGGAGCUGGCUUCGGCCAAAUUCCACCUAGUGCUUCACAAUAUAUCAGUGGCCCGGCCAGCCUACCGCGGAGAGAAAGUGCGGGCUCACUUGUGCAGUCAUCUCCGCCUCAGAGUCGCUAUGCCCCUCAGGAAUAUCUGGAUGAAUUCGCCCACCGUCUUGCGCCGGCUCCAGAAUCUGCCCCCCUGCUCCCGCGACGAAUGUCCCAGACCCAAUCGCCUGCCCGGGACUUGACGAGUCCACGUUCCUAUGGACAGAACAUUGAUACCCUCCAACGGCCUGCUUCGGUGCAAGCUUCUGGCUCGCCGACCAAAACUGUGAAUCCGUAUGCUCCUAUGCAGGCUGCUUCUCAAACCCGGCCUCCCACCCAGCACCUGGAAUUCAUCGCCCCCAACGACGGUCAGGAGCAUGAUCCCCUGGAGCGAUGGAAGGGUGCUCCGAUCUUCAAGUUCGGGUUCGGUGGAUCCAUUGAUAUCCCAGCUGAGCGAAUGGCUACCCCCGUCGACACCAUUGUCCAGCACCCUGGGCCUCUCAAGGCAAAGUCGAAGAAAAAGGACUUGAUUGCUUGGCUUUCUAGCAAGAUUGCGGCCUUCGAAAAUUCGGACCUUCCGAGUUACGAGAAACUUCAGUCUGAUAUGCACAAACGCCAGGAUGAAAAAACCCUCCUAUGGAAGGUUGUGAAGCUCCUGGUGGAAAAUGAUGGUAAUCUGGAGGGUUCCCCUGAGAUUCAGAAGUCUCUCCGCCACCUCAUCUUCCCCAACUUACCUGACCCCGACGCAGACGGAUCAUAUACCAGCAGCUUAGCUGCCCCCGGGGGGUAUACCGGUUCGGAAAUGACCUCGCAGCCUGAUGCUGUUGACGCACAGUGGCUGGAAGAGCUUCGCUUACACUUGGCCCGUGGUGAUCGGGAGAAGGCCGUAUGGAGCGCUGUCGACCGACGUCUUUGGGGACAUGCGAUGAUCAUUUCAUCCACCAUGGACAGAUCGAUCUCGAAGCAAGUCACGCAGGAGUUUGUCCGCCGCGAGGUCAGAUCAAAAGCCGCAAACACUGAAUCACUUGCAGCUCUCUACGAGAUUUUCGCUGGCAAUAUUGAAGAAAGCAUUGACGAACUCGUGCCCCCGUCUGCCCGAGCAGGUCUGCAGCUGAUUAGCAAGGCCAAUGGCCAGGGCACUACCAAGAAUGCCCUCGAUGGUUUAGACAAGUGGAAGGAAACCUUGGGGCUGGUUUUGAGUAACCGAAGCUCUGAGGAUCAUCAGGCCCUACUUUCCCUUGGCCGCCUGCUUACUUCUUAUGGACGGACAGAGGCGGCUCACCUCUGUUACAUCUUCUCGCGGGCUGCUGUUUUCGGUGGUCCCGAUGAUCCACAGGCCAACAUUGUUCUCCUUGGUGCUGACCAUCAGCGUUGCCCUUCUUCUUUGAUGGAUCAGGACGCUAUAUUGUUGACCGAGGCUUAUGAGUAUGCCACUUCUGUUCUUGGGAACUCCCCAACAGCCAACCUGCCACACUUGUUGGCCUUUAAGAUGUUGAACGCAAGGUUCCUUGUAGACCAGGGUCGUAAUCUAGAGGCGCAAGCCUAUUGCGACGCCGUGGCAUCGGCAUUGAAAGCAACCACUCGUCCCUCGCCGCACUAUCACCAACACCUCUUUGCGGAAGUUGAAGAGCUGUCUGCACGUUUGCGCCAAACAACCAGCGAUACUGGCUCCUGGAUCUCGAGGCCAAGCAUGGAGAAAGUUUCUGGGUCUAUGUGGGCUCGUUUCAAUAGCUUUGUGGCAGGCGAUGAAAGUGACGCUGGGUCGACUGGAUCCGGGAAGGGUGGCGAGCAAGCGGAAUUUGGUCCUUUUGCAAACGUCGCUGGUACCCCAACAAUCAGUCGCUCACCUUCUGUAUCUGACAUUUACGGUUCUUAUCCUGGAGCAGCAGCAGGAGCGCUGCCUAUUGCUACCGGCGGCCCGUCCAAGUAUCACCCGUCGAGCCAAUAUGCGCCCAAUGCCUCGCCCGAGCAAUUUAAGGGCCGAUCUUCAAUGGAUUCUCAGAGAUCUGCUUCCUACUUUCCGCCCGUUGGACAGCGUCGGAGCUCACAAGAACUAUCGCCCUCGAUUGAUCAACAGAUGUCGUAUGGACCUCCAAUUUAUGGGUCACCAAACGCCGGUGGUUAUCAAGCAACACCACCCCAGUCCUCUUACAUCCCUCUAGCUCCGGUAGAAGAAGCUAUGUCACCCGCUGAGGCUCCCCCAGCUGCACAGCCUGUGGUCAAUGGACUCUUUUACCAGCCUCCAGGACAGACUGCCACAUCCAGCGAGUCUCCUUAUUACCAAGGCCCUCCUGGUAUGCCAGCUGGUAUACCAGACUCAGAGUCCUCGUACGCACCUCCUGUUGCCAGUUCCUCCUACGAGCCGGUUUCUUACGAGCCAGUCGCGGCUGGUGUAGAUACAGGCCAUGUUUCCCAGGAGGACAUUCUGCCACCUACUGCAGAGCAGCCAAAGAAGCAGUCGAUUAUGGAUGAUGAUGAUGACGACCUUGCGGCCCGAGCAGCGGCUAUCCAAAAGGCGGAGAAUGAUCGCAAGGCAAAUGAAGCGUUUGCGAAAGCUGCCGAGGAAGAUGCUAAGAAGGAUGCCCAACAAUCUGGCAAGAAGGGCUGGUUUGGUGGUUGGUUCGGUGGAGCCAAGAAAGAGGAAAACAAUUCCGGUGGCGGCCCUAUCAGAGCCAAACUUGGCGAAGAGAGCUCAUUUUACUACGACAAAGAUUUGAAGAAAUGGGUCAACAAGAAAGAUCCCAACAGUAGCGCUCCGGUCCGUGCCACUCCACCUCCUCCUCGAGGAUCUGCUCCCCCUAGCCGGACUGCGAGCUCGGGCAGCAUGCCACCAAACGGUGCGUCUCCGAUGCCUGCGAUGCCCCCAAUGCCGACCUCUGGCAGCCGCCCUCAAUCCUCCUCAACCGCCGCUCCGCCUUUCUUGUCACCUAGCCCGGGCUUCCCCGGUCUUGCGCCUCGGUCCGUUUCUACGGGAGCGGCUAUGCCAACACCACCUGGUAGUUCUAGCGGCCCGCCGCGGCCCUCUUCAUCGUUGACUCAUGCUAGCUCAAUCGACGAUUUGAUUGGUGCGCCUCAGGCGCGCAAGGGCAACACCGUCCGCGGCAAGAAGAAGGGCCGUUACGUUGACGUGAUGGCCCAAUAA